Molecule: messenger RNA, 723 nt
Organism: Penicillium macrosclerotiorum
Lineage: Eukaryota; Fungi; Ascomycota; Eurotiomycetes; Eurotiales; Aspergillaceae
Exons: 1
Coding region: 1-723 (240 amino acids)
Molecular function (GO): nucleotide binding
Source: RefSeq, a predicted model, not a curated record
AUGGCGCCGUCCCCUCCCCCCUACAUCUGCUUCAAUUGCAGAUUGGCGCCCCGGAAUGUCCUGCCCCGACUUCUCCCACGGAAUUUCUCAACAAGUCGCCGGGCACACCAGCUCCUCCGUCCCGCAACAGCUCCCAAGCCCACGCCGGAUGUGAAGCACAUCCGCCAGAAUGUCGAUCUCUUCUCACAAAACUGCAUCGACCGGAACUACGCUGGUCACGCCACCUUCCCUGCCCAGAUACAGGCCCUAUCCGAAGAAGCCAGAAAGUUGGACCAUGAUCUGAAGGAACCACGCUCGCGCAUCAAGCAACUAGAGAAAACAAUCGCCAAGCUGUCCAUUGCAGCUCGACAGAAUGCCAGCGCCGACGGUAAAAGUGUCGACAGUACCCAGCCCCCAGACCAGGAACUGGUGGACCUGAAAGCCGAAGCGCAGCGGCUAAAAGAUGCCUCCCACGCCAUGACAACGCGCAAAACGACCUGCGAUGACGAGAUCCACCGCCUUGCCCUGUCCCUCCCGAACCUCUCAUCCCCCGACACUCCUAUCGGCGACACGCCCCGCCUCGUCAGCUACCUGAACUUCGAUCCGCAGGCCCCCCGUCCUGGACCCGCCUCGCGCCCGCCCAGCUCCAGGCCCGUUCCCACGUCGCCAUCGGCACCGAGCUCGGCCUUCUCGACUUCACCAGCUCAGCCACGACCACCGGCUGGGGCUGGUAUUUCCUGGUGA